CUGUGUAUCUGCACGAGAUGAAAUCAAUUGUAAACAACAUGAUUAAAAGUUUAAUAAUGUUUUUAAAAUCCUGCAAAUUUUUUGGGCAUCAGCAUUCUGGAAGAAGCAAAGACCUCCAGCAUCAAAGCCAUGAUCCUCCGCCAUCCACUUUGCUGGACCGGCCACCUUGUCCAAAUGCCUGAUCUCCCAAAUCAGUUAUUUUACUCUCAGCUCAAGAACAGAAAACAGAAUGUCGAUGGACAGCAAAAGAGAUUUAAAGAUGGAAUUAAAUAUCUUUGAAAAGGGUGGAAUAUACAUCAAGAACUGGGAAGUCCUGGUCCUUGAGCAUUGGAACUGGAGGUAUGCUGUUACCAACAGACUGCGCUCUGGCACCACGAGAUGCAGAGCCAAUCUUCAGAAAUGGGGCUACAAAGUGGAAUCCACGACAUGCGAGUGUGGAGAAGAGCAAACCACUGACCACCUGCUGCAAUGCACCCUGAGCCCUGCCACAUGCACAAUGGAGGACCUUCUUGCAGCAACACCAGAAGCACUCCAAGUGGCCAGAUACUGGUCAAAGGACAUUUAAUCAACUUCCAAACUCAUAAAUUUUGUAUUCUGUAUUUUGUAUUUUUGUAUCUUGUCUGUCUGUUUGCUUUGUUCUGUUAGAAAUGUAAUAUAAAUGACUGGUUGCUGAUGACUCGAUAAAUAAAUAAACCAACAGUUCUAUGAAUUUUGAAGAGGCCCAAACAGUGGGCGAAAAGGGAAAUGAGCCAAGAGGAAUCUGCUUCUUGGGGUGGAUUGAGAAUGACUUCCUUCCUUUCUAGGCCUGGGCUGCAAAAUACCUCAGAGCUUAGUUCUGUCUACCACACUAUCUAAUGGAGUAUUUCUCAACCUUCCUAAUGUCACAAUCUCUUAAUACAGUUUCUCAUGUUGUGGCGACCCGCAACCAUAACAUUAUUUUUGUUGCUAUUACAGAACUGUAAUUUUGUUACUGUUAUGUAAAUAACUGAUCUGCAGGAUGUAUUUUCAUUGACUGGACAAAUUUGGCACAAAACUCUCUCAUGUUCAGUUUCCCUGAAGCCUGAGGCACAGGGAGAGCUCAAAGGUUGCAACGCCAGGGGUUGGGCUGAGGCAGAGUCUGAGAAACGAAAGUUAAGGCAUUAACUCUGUCUUGACUGCAGUAGAGCAGCAUUGGCAGCUAUGGCCUCUGGAGACUCUAUAAAAAUGCUCUGUGAGGAACUGGCCUGUCCCAUCUGCUUGGAGUAUUUCAAGGAGCCUGUGAUGAUCAUCUCCUGCGGGCACCAUUUCUGCCAGUCCUGCCUGGAUCAAUGCUGGGAGGGGAAAGAGGCCUCCUGCCCACAGUGCCGGGAGAAAGUGCAGGAAGGGGACAUCAAGCGGAAUUGGCAGCUGGCAAACCUGGUGGAGAUUGCCAAGGACCUGGGGAGCAAGAAGGCAGAAGAGAAGGGGAAAGUCUGCCAGAGGCACCAGGAGCCCCUGAAGCUCUUCUGCAAAGACCACGAAGCCCCCAUCUGUGUGGUGUGCGACAGGUCAAAGGAGCACAAAAACCACCAGGUGAUCCCUGUGGACGAGGCAUCAAAGGAGUACAAGGAUCACAUUUGGAAUUUUUUGGAGACUCUGAAGAAGCAGAGAGAGAAAAUUCUGGCUUACAAAGCAGACACAGUGCGGGAAAGCCAGGAUUGGCUUGGAAAAACCCAGAGAGAGAAGGAGAAGGCUGUGGCUGUAUUCAGGCUCAUGCACCAGUUUCUAGAAGAACAAGAGAGGAAUCUGCUGGCAAAAAUGGAAGAGGUGGAGAAGGAGAUUUCAGCCAAAGGGGAGGAACAUCUGGCCAGACUCUCCGAAGAACUCUCCUCUCUCUCAAAACUCAUCCAAGAGAUGGAGGAGAAGCAUCAGCAGCCGGCAAGUGAACUCCUCCAGGACAUCAGAAGCUUCUUACAGGGUUAUAAUGAAAAGGAGGAAUUUGAGACCUCUGUGGCUUUUCCUCCUGCUCUCAAAUGGAAGAUCUGGGACUUCUGUGAUAUAAAUCCCUUUCUGGAGGGUGUCAUGAAGCAAUUCAGAGACUCCCUGGAAUCUGGUCUUCAGCAGCAAAAAGCACAUGUGAUUCUGGAUCCCGACACAGCCCAUCCUGGGCUCAUCCUCUCUGAAGAUCGCAGACGUGUGACACAUGGAGAGAAAUGGCAAGAUCUUCCUGACAAUCCUGAGAGAUUCACUCAUUAUUCUUGUGUGCUGGGCCAAGAGGGAUUCACAGGAGGCAGGCAUUUUUGGGAAGUCCUUGUGAAGAAUGAAGAACAAUGGUCUGUGGGAGUUGCCAGAAAGUCUGUGCAGAGAAAAGACUCAGUCAACUUUGGUCCUUGUGGUGGGAUCUGGCUAGUGGGAAAGAACAAGAGUGACUACUUGUCCUCCUCUGGAAAAGAUGUGUACCUAUGUUUGUGUGAGGAGCCCAAAAGUAUUCGGGUGACACUGAACUAUGAAGGGGGUCGGGUUGCCUUUUACGAUGCAGACUCAGCAGCCCUCAUCUUCGAAUACCCACCAGCCUCUUUCUCAGGAGAGACCCUCCUUCCCAUCUUUGCUGUGAAUAACAAAAGCCAACUGGAGCUCUCUCCCCUCUGUCUUGACUCUGCAGCAAGGACAGCCAUGGCCUCUGGAAACUCUAUGGAGAAGCUCUGUGAGGAACUGGCCUGUCCCAUUUGCUUGGAGUAUUUCAAGGAGCCUGUGAUGAUCAUCUCCUGUGGGCACAAUUUCUGCCAGUCCUGCCUGGAUCAAUGCUGGGAGGAGAAAGAGGCCUCCUGCCCACAAUGCAGGAAGAAAGUGCAGAAAGGAGACAUCAGGCCAAAUAGGCAGCUGGCGAACUUGGUGGAGAUUGCCAAGGACCUGGGGAGCCAGAAGGUGGAAGAGAAGGGCAGAGUCUGCCAGAGGCACCAGGAGCCCCUAAAGCUCUUCUGCAAGGACCACGAAGCCCCCAUCUGUCUGGUGUGCGACAGGUCGAAGGAGCACAAAAACCACCAGGUGAUCCCUCUGGACGAGGCAUCAAAGGAGUACAAGGAUCAGAUUUGGGAUUUGCUGGAGACUCUGAAGAAGGAGAGAGAGAAAAUUAUGGCCUACAAAGCAGAUGCAGCGUGGGAAAGCCAGGAUUUGCUUGAGAAAACCCAGAGAGAGAAGGAGAAGACUGUGGCUGCAUUCAGGCUCAUGCACCAGUUCCUUGAAGAACAAGAGAGGAAUCUGCUGGCAAAAAUGGAAGAGGUGGAGAAGGAGAUUUCAGCCAAAGGGGAGGAACAUCUGGCCAGACUCUCUGAAGAACUCUCCUCUCUCUCGAAACUCAUCCAAGAGAUGGAGGAGAAGCAUCAGCAGCCAGCAAGUGAACUCCUCCAGGAUAUCAGCAGCUUCUUACAGGGUUAUGAGAAAAAGGAGAAAUUUGAGACCCCUGCGGCCUUUCCUCCUGCCCUGAAGUGGAAGAUCUGGGACUUCUGUGAUGUCAAUCCCUUUCUGGAGGGUGUCAUGAAGCCAUUCAGAGACUCUCUGGAAUGUGGACUUCAGCAGCAAAAAGCACAUGUGACCCUGGAUCCAAAAACAGCCCAUCCUCAGCUCAUCCUCUCUGAAGAUCACAGAUGUGUGACGUUGGGAGAGAAAAUGCAAAAUAUUCCUAAAAAUCCUGAGAGAUUCAAUCAACGUCUUUUUGUGCUGGGCCAGGAGGAAUUCAGAGGAGGCAGGCAUUUUUGGGAAGUCCUUGUGAAGAAUGGGAAAGCAUGGUCUAUGGGAGUUGCCAGAAAGUCUGUGAAGAGAAAGGGCUCCAUUUCCUCUGGCCCUGUGGCUGGGAUCUGGCGAAUGGGAAAAUAUGGGAGUGAAGUCUGGUUAAUCAACCACACUGUGGUCCAACGUCUGACUCCGAGCGAGGAGCCCAAGAGGGUCCGAGUGACACUGAACUGGGAAGGGGGUAGAGUGGCCUUUUACGAUGCAGACUCAGCAGUCCUGAUCUUUGAAUACCCUCCAGCCUCUUUCUCAGGAGAGACCAUCCUUCCCUUCUUUCAUGUGAAUGGAAAAGCCCAACUGGAGCUCUCUCCCUAAGGAUGGAGAGCGAGGUCCAAUGACUCACAUCAGCUGAGACACAGGAGGUGCUUUCUCUCCAGAGACCUGGGACUGUUGCUUCUCCUUGUGGAACCUCUCUGUUCUUGUUUUACAUAUUUGCUAAAAAUCAACAGGGAGGCUGGAGUGUGAAUAAUGAAUGCUUUCUCCACCGCCCAUGGAUCGGUCAGGAACUUAUUCCCUCUGGAAAGAUCAGCAACGAUGAUGACAGCAAAGAGGGAAUAAAAGACCCAGAUUUAUAUUUAGUCAAAAAUUCCAGGUAGUGUUGUGUAAUCAAGAGGUAGCGCUGUGUAACUGAAUGCAAAACUAGAUACACUCAGCAGGAGCCUAAGUACAGAGGUCAGAUAUACAGCUCUACUUCUACAGCCUUGAACUGAAAUAGUGAGGUUUUGAGUCAGAAGAAAGUGUCCUUCUGCUUCUCUGAGGAACCCUUGUCAACU
Messenger RNA from Anolis sagrei ordinatus, 4517 nucleotides. NCBI's taxonomy places the organism in Eukaryota, Metazoa, Chordata, Lepidosauria, Squamata, Anolidae. The record is from RefSeq and is a predicted model, not a curated record.